GCCGGAGGGGGCCUGCGCAUGCGGUCCGUCCUCUCUAGCGUCCGGCUGGAAACAGGGGGCAGGAGGCGUUGGCGUGCGCCGCUUCACGCACCGCCCCGAUCUGUGCCCUUGGUAGCGACAGCGGCCGCUGCGGCAAUGGCAGCCUGGCCUGUCGUGCCCCUCCUCAUCAAUCUCGGCGGGUCGCUGCUGGGUUUCGUGGCCACGCUCACGCUGAUCCCAGCCUUUAAUGACCACUUCCUCGCCGCUCGGCUCUUCGGCGAAGACCUGAACAAGGCCUCGCGGCGGUUCAUCCCCGAAGCACAGGGCGUGAUCAGCGGGGCCGUCUUCCUGAUCAUCCUCUUCUGCUUCAUCCCUAUGCCCUUCCUGAGGUGCUUCGUGGAGGAGCAGUGCGCAGCCUUCCCUCACGACGAGUUCGUGGAGCUCAUUGGUUCACUCCUCGCCAUCUGCUGCAUGAUUUUCCUGGGCUUUGCAGAUGAUGUUCUGAACCUGCGCUGGCGCCACAAGAUCCUUCUCCCUACCAUGGCCUCCCUCCCGCUGCUCAUGGUUUACUUCACCAACUUUGGGAACACGACCAUUGUGGUGCCUAAGCCCUUCAGGGUGCUGCUGGGUAUGCACCUGGACCUGGGGAUCCUCUACUAUGUGUACAUGGGCCUGCUAGCAGUGUUCUGCACGAAUGCCAUCAACAUUCUUGCUGGGAUUAAUGGAAUUGAAGCAGGGCAGUCUCUGGUGAUAGCUGCUUCCAUUAUGAUAUUCAACAUCAUAGAGUUAAAUGGGGACUAUAGAGAAGAUCACGUUUUUUCUCUCUACUUCAUGAUUCCCUUUUUCUUUACCACGCUGGGGCUGUUUUACCACAACUGGUAUCCAUCUCGAGUGUUUGUUGGGGACACUUUCUGCUACUUUGCCGGCAUGACCUUUGCUGUGGUGGGGAUCUUGGGGCACUUCAGCAAAACAAUGUUGCUUUUUUUCAUCCCCCAAGUGCUUAACUUCAUCUACUCAAUGCCUCAACUCCUUCAGGUCAUUCCUUGUCCCCGUCACCGGCUGCCAAGGCUCAAUCCUAGUACUGGGAAGCUGGAGAUGAGCUACUCCAAGUUCAAAACAAAGAGCCUCUCUGCCCUGGGAACAAACAUUCUGAAGGCACUCAAGAUCUUGCACAUAGUAGAUGUGAGGAGUGGAAUGGAUGAAGAUGGUGAAUACACUGAGUGCAAUAAUAUGACGCUUAUUAACUUUGUUAUAAAGCUAAUUGGACCCACCCACGAGCGAAAUCUCACUCUCCUGUUGCUAUUCAUUCAGGUCCUGGGCAGCAUAAUUGCAUUUUCAAUCCGGUACCAACUGGUGCGCUUGUUUUAUGAUGUCUGACUGGACUGUUGGGAGCAGGGGGAAGAGUUGUACCUGACGGUCCAUUUUCUCCAGUUGCUGACCAAAUGAUUCAACCAAUCUUACGGUGGCCUUCUGAGAACUUUGGGACACCUGUCAAAAUGCAAGCAACUGCUCUGCAUGGGCCAUCCUUGAACUGUAACCUUUUUUUGUCUGUGCACAGAAGGCUUUUAUCCAAUUUUACUGAUGGAAAAGAUCCACUGCUAGUUGGACAUCGUUGUUACUGGGAGUACCUUGGCCCAAAUGUUUACUCACAGCACAUAGAGAAAGCAGGAAAGGUGAAAUCUCUAUACAUCUAACAAGGAUGUUACUCUACCCCAACUGAGAAAACAGAAACUGCUGUCUCUGCGAGACUAUACAGCAGAACAAGUAAACCAAAAUCCUCUCCUGGCUCUUGCCUUUGGUUCACAGCCAUAGAAUACCCUAUUAUAAACCAUACCCAAAACUCAGACCUCUCUGACAAUAAAAUAACUUACGGUACCCUCUCCCCUU
This is a messenger RNA of Calypte anna (Anna's hummingbird), 1866 nucleotides long. RefSeq names its product dolichyl-phosphate N-acetylglucosaminephosphotransferase 1 (gene DPAGT1). The record is from RefSeq and is a predicted model, not a curated record. The coding region runs from base 19 to 1356 and encodes 445 amino acids. Gene Ontology annotation, biological process: protein N-linked glycosylation; dolichol-linked oligosaccharide biosynthetic process. Gene Ontology annotation, molecular function: UDP-N-acetylglucosamine-dolichyl-phosphate N-acetylglucosaminephosphotransferase activity. The transcript is spliced from 9 exons. Lineage: Eukaryota; Metazoa; Chordata; Aves; Apodiformes; Trochilidae. Gene Ontology annotation, cellular component: membrane.